AAUAUCACUUUGACCUUCCUAAAUUAUAGACACGUAUAAAUAGAUUCCUUAUAAACUAUUAAUGUUAAUUAUGAUCAAUUGUGUAAUCAUUAUUUUAAUUAGGAUCAAAUUUUUUUUAUUAUUCUUUAUAUGAUAUUUGAUUAUAACUUACAAAUGUCAUAACUUCUGUUAUAUAUUAGCACUACAUAUAUAGUGUCAUGAAGUGUCGUGUGAUGAGAAAAUUGGGUAGAUAUGCCAUCAGAUUUGUUUUGGCACUGGAACACCCUGCAAUUCAGGAGAAAGUUUGAGAAGCUUAUAGUAGCCCUUUUACCAAAGAAACAAUUCUUGAUCUGUUCUCAUUGGGUUCAUGACGUGUAAACCUUACCUUUACUACUACUGGAAGCUCUCAGAAACAUCUCUUUAAAUUCUCAAAUUCUCCACACUCUCUCUCUCUCUCUUAUAAAAAGAAGAAGAAGAAGUAGUAGAAGAAGAAGAAGAAACAUUGGGGAAUUGUAAAAUACAGGGAAGAGUGCAGUAGUAGUGAUGAUGGCGGCUUUGGGUCGUUUGGGUUUGAAGAAUGUGGAACAGAGAGUGGUUUGUCCUUGGACUACUAGUUCUUCUUGUUCACUGGGUAGGGCUAUGCAGAAGCAGAGGUGGGGGGCCUCUGAUCUGAUGAUGAGGAUGCUCUGUACUACUAAUACUACUAGUACAUCAUCAGCUUCAGCUUCAGCUUCAGCUGCUGGUGCUGGUGCUGGUGGUACUGAUACUGGUACAGGUGUUGAUGUUAAGAAAUCAUCAUCAUCAUCAUCAUCAUCAGAGAGAGAGGUUGGUAGAGAGGUUUCUCUUUCUGAUAGGGAGGGUCGCAAGAAAUUCAAGCUGUUCCCCAAAAAGCAACGUAGAAAGGGUCUCUGGAGGAACACUUCCGACCAUGGCGACUUUGUUCCUGCUCUCUAUGAAUUCUUCCCCCCAGGGCUAGGGGAUGCACUCUUGCAAGCAACUCAAAACAUCAACAAGCUCUUUCAGAACCUGACACCUUCAGGACUCAUAGGCCGAGUCAAAGAGCACGACGAGUGCUACAAAUUGCGAUUCAACCUGCCUGGUCUGGGCAAAGAGGCCUUGAAAAUCACAGUCGAAGACGAUGUUUUGACAAUCAAAGGAGAGCACAAGGAAGAGGUUGAAGAAGGGUCCGAUGACGAGCAGUACUUGUCAGCUAGGAGCUUUGGCUACUUCAUUGAUACCUGCAUUGUGUUGCCUGAGGAUGCAAAGGUUGAUGAAAUCAAGGCUCAGAUGAAGGAUGGUGUGCUCACUUUUAUCAUACCUAGGAUUGAAAAACCUAAGAAGGAAGUUAAGGAGGUUCCAAUUCACUAAUGUCGAUAGUUUUCUGGCAUGUUGUUAAAGCUCUGUGAUACUUUCUGUGUGCUUAAGACUCGUGUGUAAUGAAUAUAGUUACUUUGUUCAAGUAAGGAAUAAAGAAGUUUGUGAAAUAUU
Messenger RNA from Camellia sinensis, 1467 nucleotides. NCBI's taxonomy places the organism in Eukaryota, Viridiplantae, Streptophyta, Magnoliopsida, Ericales, Theaceae. The record is from RefSeq and is a predicted model, not a curated record.